Molecule: messenger RNA, 609 nt
Organism: Penicillium malachiteum
Lineage: Eukaryota; Fungi; Ascomycota; Eurotiomycetes; Eurotiales; Aspergillaceae
Product: ankyrin repeat domain-containing protein
Exons: 2
Coding region: 1-609 (202 amino acids)
Molecular function (GO): protein binding
Source: RefSeq, a predicted model, not a curated record
AUGGGAUAUGGGAGAAUUGUAGAGUUGCUGCUCUCCAAGGGCGCCAAAGCGGAAGGAAUUGGUAUCUGGAUAGAUGAUUGUCCAUGGCACAUGACACCACUAGGAUGGGCAGCUAGGAUGGGACAUUUGAGUAUCGUUGAAGUUUUGCUUCAUGAUGGUGCCAAGAUCGAUGGAAACAGCACAGACCCAAAUCACAAAGAAAAAGAACUCAAUGACUUUGCUAUGACACCACUAUUAUGGGCGGCCAAGAGGGGACAUGAGUCUGUGGUUGAACUGUUCUUGAUGAAAGGUGCCGAUAUUGAGGGAGAGAUCUCCAAUUGGUUGAUCCAGGUCAAAAAAGACCAGACACCUAACCCAACAUCACCACUCUCAUGGGCGGCAAAUUCAGGACAUGCAGCUAUCGUUGUGUUACUGCUUCAGAAAGGUGCAGACAUCGAGGGAGGGAUCACUCAGGCAGGAGAUGACUGGAAUUUGACACCACUAGCAUUGGCGGCUCGUCGUCGGCAUUCAACAAUUGUCAAUGUUUUGCUUCGCUGGGGCGCUGAUAAAGAAUGUAUUAAUAAGUCGCGUCGUGAAGAGGCGGAGCGAAAAGAAUUAAUGGCACGCUGA